UUACCCAGCGGUUUCAGUCUCGCAGCGACAUUCGGGAGUGAUAGAUCGCGGACGGAGAGAGACGAUUAUUUAAGGAGAAAGGAAUUUACAAGAAAAAAAAACAAACGAAAGCUACGUUAAAAUAGCACACGAGAUUCACGAACAGCCGAACUAGUUGGAUUAUUUUAUCCUCUGUCAUCAUAUCAUCAUCGGAAUUGUAAAAUAUUUUCAUCAGUCCGUUCGGUUAUACAUCUUUUACUUGAAUUGUUAUUUCCUAUAGACCCUCUCGUCCCGGUCCUUAAUAAUAUUUUUUUUACUUUUAUAUCAACGUGUGAGUUAUUGUGAGAUAAGAUUUUAUCGAGUGUGAACCAAAGUUAAUUCAUAGUUUUUUAUAACUGCUUCGCGAAGAGAAAGGAAAGAGAAUAACUAAAAGAAAAAAUUGAUUGAAGAGAAAACUUGAUAAAAAAUCAAAGUUUAAUUGAUCAAUUAAAUAAUUAACUUGAUAUUAAUAUAAUAUUAAAAAAAAAAAAAAUAAGAAGUGUGGUUAUCUUGUCUUUACUUUAAAAUAAAAAUUGUUGUGAACAUAAUUGAGGUGGUGCCGUUUAAGUUUAUCCGACGACAAAAAUAUAUAUAUAUCUACGUUUAAAGUCAUUUUAAAAGCAACAAAAAAUUUAAAGAGCCCAUCAGCACACGCCUCUGACACGUUCAACGACAAUUUUUUUUAGAAAAAACGGCCUCUAGAGCCGAGUAUUUCUCUCAACUGUAUAAAAAACAGCCCAACGAUUCUCCUCUCCAAGCCAAAGAUGGACAUAGAGGUGCAGGUGGCUUUAAAUUUUGUGAUAUCUUAUCUCUACAAUAAGCUACCAAGGCGGCGAGUAAAUAUCUUCGGAGAAGAGUUAGAAAAGGCUCUGAAAGAUAAGUUCCAGGGUCAUUGGUAUCCAGAAAAACCGUUUAAAGGAUCAGCCUUCAGAUGUUUGAAAACUGGAGAUCCAGUGGAUUCAGUUCUAGAGCGAGCAGCCAAAGAAAGUGGAGUCCCAAUCCAAGAUAUAUUAGAGAAUCUUCCAGCUGAACUUGCAGUCUGGGUAGAUCCUGGUGAAGUCAGUUACAGGAUUGGUGAGAAGAACAUGAUAAAAAUCCUCUACUCUGAGAAUACAGAUCUUCAUGAUGAAAGCUCUGCUGAUCGAGAGGUUACCAAGACCUUCAACCCGGAAGCUCAGUGCUUUAGACCCAUUGAAGCUGUUGGAACAUCACUAAGUGGACUAAGCUUAAGUCCCAAAUCAACAUCUCCCUUCCCAUCUUCUUUGGGAAGUAAUGCUAGCAAUGGUUCAUCUAAUAACCAACAGAGUGGCCAUGGAUCUGGAUCAUCUUCUGCUCCAUCACCCACACCAAUCACCACCUCAUUCAAGGGUUCAUCAAGUCCUGUUCCUGCGUUUAUCCCUCGUACUACUGCGCCGCUGACCUUUACCACAGCUACCUUCGCUCAGACUAAAUUUGGAAGCACCAAAUUAAAAACUAGCAGCAAGAGAGCAAAUAGACCUUCAUCUUGCAGGAUGUCACCAACUGAGUUUUCCAACUAUAUCAAGCAACGUGCAAUGCAACAACAAAUUCACCAUCAUCAUCAUCACCAGCAUCAAGCCGGCCUACCAGUUUCCCAGAGUUCACCAACGAGUCGUUCAUUGUCACCAGGAGUAGUUGGUUCUCAACAAGCUCAACAACAACAGCCUCAGCAACAACACACAGAUCCAAGUGCUUACUUCUUCCCGGGUCCUUAUCACCCUCAAUUCCCUCAUCGCAACAUCUUCGAAUCAUCCAGCCAUGGGCCAUUUCUUCCAGACCUCUAUGGUGCUAAAUUUCCAUCGUCCUACUUGGAUCCAACGAGUAUCGGUCAUCAGUUUUAUGGAAGUGUUGGUGGAGGUAGUUCACAAGCUUCAGGCAACCUUGGACCUAUUGGAUCUACCGCAAGCAAUGCAAACACUGCUAAUCAACAAGACAAAGCUGCUCUCGUUGAUAAUUUAAACAACUUUGGUCUGGGUUCAGUUACACCAUAUCCUGCUAGCCAAUAUCAGCAUCUCUUGGUUGCUAAUUAAUACCCUGCUCACCUGGCCCCACGAGCUUGUCCGCCACGACCUUCUUCAGUAGUGUAGCGGACUUUAGACCUUAAAUACUUCCUCAUCCAUCUCUUCUCCUUGAUUUACGUAGACUUAAUAGUCAUUUAUCCUUAUUAUUCACUGAUUUCAUUAGAUAAUUCCUGACAAAAAGAAAACCUUAGCAGAUGGCUUCAGGAAGACUCGGGGACUCCGGCGGCCAGGUGUCCCAGUUGAUCUCGAGAUACGGCAACAGUUCACAUUUUUUUCAAGACAAGUCACCUACUAAUCAGUGAAAUCAGUGGAAAGCCGAGAAAUUAAACGAAAAAAAUUGUGAGACUGUUGUGGAGGUUGGAGAAAAGAGUUUGGAAAUGAGAGAAUUAAUCAACUAAGCUAAUUACCGGGACGAGAUAUACCGAGACAGCAACACAACAAAUAUUACCAACGUGUAAUAAUUUAUUUUUUCACUGGAAUAGUCGAAGAAUAAUAAUAUAUCUGUAGAGCCUAUGUAAUUAUAUUCAGAUGCAUCUGCACUCACUUCACGAGUUAUCGUAUGGUAUAACACUUAAAUUAUUCUCCCAAGUAACAACUUACAAAGUAAAAAUGCAGAAUUAAUGAUAAAGUGGAAAAUUUAUUUAAUUAAUAAUUUAUUGGGAGAACAAUCACGUGAUUAUUUGUAGUCAUACCAUCGCGUAAAACUCGUUCUUUGGUAUGAUCUUACAUUUUAUUUUUAUAAUAAAAAAAUGCAGUAGGCAUAGAGGUGUGGUCGUGGUACGUAAGUGGCGCAGUUGUUGCUCACAUUUUCCAUUUUAACUCGUUCACCCUUUUAUUUUCCAAACGCGCGUCACAAACGUAAUCUUUUUCCUCCUCUUCCCUCUACCCCUUGAAACUGUUGCAGUUUACAUCAAACCGUCGAAUCAAUUCCCUUUAUUGCGAUGGAAAAAAUUACGUCCAAUUGAAUCGAUGGUAUAAAACACUAGGGACAUUGUAUAAAUUAAUCUUUGUUUUUUUUAUUGAAAAAAAAAAAUUAAUUAGAUGAUUUAAAAAAGAGAAUAAAAAAUAAUUAAAUAAAUAAAAUCAAAAUUUUUGUUUAUUUUGUAAUUUUCCAAGUGAUUUGUAUAAAAAAAAAUCGUGUAAAGUACAAAAGUUAAAAUUUUUUAUAUAUUUUUUUUUAUUUUUUGUUAAAAUUAUAAUAUCUGAGAAUUUAUAAAUGGACUUCAUAUAAUAAACAACGUGCCACCUUACGUCUGCGAGUCAAUUAGUUGAUUGCAUAAUUAAAAAUAAUAAAAAAACUAUCAUUGAUGCGCAACCUCGCCAAUAUGGCGCCGAGUAUUUCUUUGAAUUUUUUUAAUUCUUUUUUAAAAAAUUUCUCUAAUUAGAGAAGUUCUCGGUGUCGCGGCAAAUUAGUAUCAAAAGAUAGUUUUAACUAAAUAAAAAUAAGGUGCCGCGAGCCGCGGGCCGGGCACUAGGUGCUAAAAGUAUUAAUGUUAUCUUGAAAUCGUGAAAAUCGAUUGGAUGCGCAUUAAAUUCGGUCUCGAAGAUGAUGCGGGGGUAUGUUAAAUAAAGUCGACUAAUAUUCUUUCGGAUCUAAGGGUAUAGAAGGGGACGAAAAAAAAUAAAAACAUCUCAAAAACCCUUUACUUUAAUAUCUAAACUUAAUUAAUUACUAUUAACGAUACGUACGACUGUGGUAGCUAUGCUAGUACCUGCUAUUGUUAACAAAAAACACAAAAAAAUAGAAAAAUAAUUACGAACGAUUUGACGAACGAAAGGGCGUUCGAGAAGAGUUUUCAGGCAAUUAUAAACAAAUAAUAGACGGUUAAAGAAAGAAAAAAAAAUUUCUGAGCAGAGUCUAGAUAAUUUUGCUAAAUGCAAAAUCAACAUACAAUGCGGGUGAAAAAAAAAAUUGCAAUAAAUGAAUCAAAUAAAUUUCAGGCUACAUGAGUUUAUCUCAAUGCCUGAUGAUAAAUCAAAUGAUGUAUACUCUUUAAAUGGUUAAUGAAUAUAAAAAAAAAUUAAUAAGCAAAAAAAAACUUGGUAGACCGGAAAGGCAACUCGUGUACGAAAGGACAAAGUAUGAUAGGAUUUAAUGGUGCAGGAAUAAAAUAGUGAGAUACCCAAGCAAAAAUAUAAACUUGAGUAGAGAGACAAAAAUUACAACAAAAAAAAAAUGAAGAGCUGAAUAUAUUGACUUUAGAAAUAUACAUUGAGAUACAAACAAAUAAUAAAUAAAUAAUAUUACAUAUAGUAUUAUAAUACGUUUACAAUACGAUUGUAUGAAUUUUUAAAUGGAUGAUAAAAAAAAAUUAACGCAUAGUUUUUCAUUGCAUUACUGGAUGUAUUUGUUAACGCGAUUAAUAAUUAAAAAUUAUCUGAUGACAUAUAACUAAUUAAUAACACAAAAGUAAAGAUAAAAAAAUACUUAAUAAAUAAAAAAAUCAUUAAAUACAACAGGAAAAAUUGAUGAUAAUUACACUUAAGAAAACUCGUUCUCGUAUGUACCCACAAGUGAUCGAUAAUCUGUCUUUAAAGUAUCAAGUGUCUGUAAACCUAGCAAAUCGGUAUUGUCUACUUUACAAUGAUUAAGCAACAAAUAACCAUGGUACGCCGUUAAUAAUAAUACUGAAUAAUAAUAAUAAUGAAAUAAAUAGUAAUAAUUGAAUAUGCAUACACAAUAUAUUCUUAUACUUAGCUGAGAGAAAUUGAUAGGAAGGGAGACAGGCAGGGUCCUAAGCAACCAAAAAGCGACUAAAUAUUUCGGGAUUUAUUGAACAAAAAAGAAAUUUAAAAUUGUCACAACAGUCGCUCUUUUUCUACUGAAGGAAGAUGAUUAAUUUUAU
Chelonus insularis is the source of this 4903-nucleotide messenger RNA. RefSeq names its product protein Tob1-like. The record is from RefSeq and is a predicted model, not a curated record. Gene Ontology annotation, cellular component: nucleus; cytoplasm. Gene Ontology annotation, biological process: regulation of gene expression. Lineage: Eukaryota; Metazoa; Arthropoda; Insecta; Hymenoptera; Braconidae. Bases 783 to 2066 code for a protein of 427 amino acids. Gene Ontology annotation, molecular function: transcription corepressor activity. The transcript has 3 exons.